AUGUUAUCAUCAAAAGUUACGGUAGGCGAUGUACAUUUAUUGAGUGCAAUGCCUGAAGAAGACGAACAUUUAUUUGAUUUAAAUGCAACAUUUAAAGUCGACGACAUUCAAAAAGAAUCAGAAAAUAAUAUUCCAUAUUUAAAAGUUAAAAUGAGUAUUGUUGAAGACAAAGGUGAAGAAUGUAUGAUUAAACAUAUUAAAUUACGACAAUUAUAUGAUGGUACAGGAUUUGCACAGGCAUUUUAUGCUGUACCAGAUGUUAAUGUAUUUGAUACCAUUAUUAAACUAAAUAAUAUCUGUAAUCGUUUUCAACUAUUUGAUUAUUUUAUGUUACAUAAACCACUCUAUGUUGAACCCAAUGAUGAACCAAUGAAUUUUUACUGUAUUGGUGCAAGAUUGUGUCUUCAAGUUAAUCAAGUUAGUAGUGAAAAUCUAACUGAACCUGAUAAAGAGACGUACGAGAAAGUGUUGUCACAUUUUAAAUUGUCCUAUGACAUGUUAUUAAAUAAUAAUCGUAUAAAUGAUUCUUUAUGGCCAUUACGCGGUCUUGGUUAUAUUCAUUAUAAGUUAGGUAAAUAUUUACAAUCUUACGAUUAUUAUAAAAAUGCAUUAUCGAUUAUGGAAGAUGAUGAUUUUAAUUCGGCUGUGUGUAACAGUUGCAUUGGUUUAAUUUACGAAAAAAUGAAACAAUCCGAUGAAGCGUUAAAAUAUUAUAAAACUGUAUUAGAAAUGGAAGAUCGAACACUGCCAGUAUUGAUUGCAGUUUGA
Molecule: messenger RNA, 768 nt
Organism: Didymodactylos carnosus
Lineage: Eukaryota; Metazoa; Rotifera; Eurotatoria; Philodinida; Philodinidae
Source: the annotation of a GenBank genome assembly